AUGGCUGUGGCUUCACACAGGUUGCUUGUCGACAUCCAUACGCACGUCUACCUCCCUCGCUACGCUGCAUUCCUGCGCGCACGCUCCAACGCCCCCCGCAUAUUCACCAGGGAGAAUGCAGAGGGAAAGACGGAGGAGAGGCUGUUAAUCCUCGACGGAGAACCCAGCGGAGGUCGGCCAAUGGGCCCCCAGUUCUGGGACAAGGUAGAAAAGCUCAACUUCAUGGAGAGACAUGGGAUUGAUAUCUCCGUAGUGAGCUCUGCAAACCCAUGGCUAGACUUUCUCCCAGCAUCCACCGCGCACCAACUGGCCAGUGAGCUAAACAACGAUCUAGAGGAAUACUGCUCUUCCUCCCCCAGCGCUGCCGGCGGUGAGCUGAAGCAGCUCUACGGCUUCGGGCUUCUUCCUCUCGUCCCCGAGGUGACAACCUCCUCCCUGCUCGAUACCGUGCGGCAAAUAUCGGCGCUGCCCCACCUCAAGGGCAUCAUCAUGGGCUCGCGCGGGCUGGGCAAAGGUCUCGAUGAUGAUGCCCUCGAAUCCGUGUGGGCCGCCAUCCAGAAAGCACGCCUAGUCGUCUUUCUGCACCCACACUACGGUGUGGACGGCAAAGAAUGGGGCGACAAGGAGAACGGCCACGUCCUGCCUCUCGCAUUGGGUUUCCCCUUCGAAACGACAAUAGCGAUUACGAGGCUGAUAUUGUCUGGCGUCCUCGACCGCUAUCCGGAUCUCCGCAUCCUCCUUGCGCAUUCCGGCGGCGCACUUCCCCAGCUCUCAUCUCGGCUUGCCUCUUGCAUCGAUCACGACCCCGUCGUCGCCUCUAGACUUAAACACGACGCCCGAUAUUACCUCGGCAAAUUGUAUUUCGAUGCGGUCGCAUACGGCUCCGAGGAGCUUGGCUUCGUGAGCGACGUAAUUGGCCGCUCCGACAAGUUCGUCAAGAGCGGCUCUUCCGCCGGGGCAUCCAAGGGGACCGGCGCAGCGACACGGAGAUUGGGAAGCAGAAGGAUGCUGUUCGGCACCGACCAUCCUUUCUUCCCGCCGCUCGGCGGGGCAGAAAAGUGGAAAAGUGUCGUUGAAAACUUGGAGGCCAUUGAUGGCGUCCACGGUUGGGAUGAGGUGGAUAAGGACGGCGUCCGAGGCACAAAUGCGCUCUCGCUCUUUGGACUAAGAUCAUGA
Messenger RNA from Fibroporia radiculosa, 1176 nucleotides. RefSeq lists its product as uncharacterized. The transcript has 4 exons. Lineage: Eukaryota; Fungi; Basidiomycota; Agaricomycetes; Polyporales; Fibroporiaceae. Gene Ontology annotation, molecular function: carboxy-lyase activity; hydrolase activity. The record is from RefSeq and is a predicted model, not a curated record. Bases 1 to 1176 code for a protein of 391 amino acids. Gene Ontology annotation, cellular component: cytoplasm; cytosol. Gene Ontology annotation, biological process: secondary metabolic process.